AGAAUUAUAUAAGCUAUGAGUUCCUUAUACCAGAUCCUACACAUUAUUCCAUCCAGACUGUCACUGUGUGAUUUGGCUGGCUCAGAGCGCUGCAAAGAUCAAAGAAGUGGUGAACGGCUAAAGGAAGCAGGAAACAUUAACACUUCUCUGCAUACCCUGGGUCGAUGUAUUGCUGCCUUGCGACAAAAUCAGCAGAACCGGUCAAAGCAGAACCUGAUUCCUUUCCGAGACAGCAAGUUGACUCGUGUGUUCCAAGGCUUCUUCACUGGUCGAGGCCGUUCAUGUAUGAUUGUCAAUGUGAAUCCCUGUGCAUCCACUUACGAUGAGACUCUUCAUGUGGCCAAGUUCUCGGCCCUUGCCAGCCAGCUUGUGCAUGCCCCACCUGUACAUUUGGGAAUCCCAUCCCUGCAUGCAUUCAUCAAGGAACACAGUCUUCAGGUAUCCCCUGGCUUAAAGAAAGGAGACCACACCGACUCAGGCCUUGAUGACCAUCCUGAAAACGAAGCUGACACCUCCAUGUAUGGCAAGGAGGAGCUACUACAAGUGGUAGAAGCCAUGAAAACACUGAUUUUAAAGGAACGGCAAGAAAAGCUGCAGUUGGAGAUGCAGCUCCGGGAGGAAAUUUGCAAUGAGAUGGUAGAACAGAUGCAAAAGCGGGAGCAAUGGUGCAGUGAGCAUUUGGACCACCAAAAGGAACUAUUGGAGGAACUGUAUGAAGAGAAGCUAAAGAUCCUGAAGGAAUCAUUGACAAGUUUCUAUCAAGAAGAGAUUCAGGAGCGGGAUGAAAAAAUUGAAGAGCUAGAAACUCUAUUGCAGGAAGCCAAACAGCAGCAGCCUGUGGCUCAACAGUCAGGGUCUGAACUGUCUCUACAGCGGUCACAAAGGUUGGCAGCUUCUGCCUCCACUCAGCAGCUGCAGGAAGUUACAGCUAAACUAGAGCAAUGCAAAGCAGAGCUAAACUCUACAACUGAAGAGUUGCAGAAGUAUCAGCAAAUGUUAGAACCACCACCGAUAGCCAAGCCCUUCACCAAUGAUGUAGAUAAGAAGUUAGAGGAGGGCCAGAAGAAUAUAAGAAUGCUACAGACAGAGCUUCAGAAAUUAGGACAGUCUCUCCAGUCAGCAGAAAGGGCCUGUUGCCACAGCACCGGGGCAGGGAAACUUCGGCAAGCCUUGACCAACUGUGAGGACAUC
This is a messenger RNA of Cricetulus griseus (Chinese hamster), 1191 nucleotides long. NCBI's taxonomy places the organism in Eukaryota, Metazoa, Chordata, Mammalia, Rodentia, Cricetidae. The record is from RefSeq and is a predicted model, not a curated record.